GCGAAGCCGAAGCCUUCGCCAUCCACGCCGCCAUGAGCCAAGAAGCCGAGGUGGACAUGAAGGAGGUGGAGCUCAACGAGCUGGAGCCCGAGAAGCAGCCCAUGAACGCGGCCGCCCCGCUGGCCGCCGCCGCGGCCGGAGAGAAGAACGGCGUGGUUAAGGUCAAGGUGGCCGACGACGAGGCCGACGCCGUGGGCGGCGCGGCCGGCGCCAAGUUCACGGGGCUGUCCAAGGAGGAGCUGCUCAAGGUGGCCGGGAGCCCCGGCUGGGUGCGCACCCGCUGGGCCCUGCUGCUGCUCUUCUGGCUGGGCUGGCUGGGCAUGCUGGCCGGCGCCGUGGUCAUCAUCGUGCAGGCGCCGCGCUGCCGCGAGCUGCCGGCCCAGCGCUGGUGGCACCAGGGCGCCCUGUACCGCGUCAGCUCCCCGAAGGCCUUCCGGGGCCAGGCCGGGAACGCCAGCGCUCUGGCCGCGGUGAGCGAGCGUCUGGAUUACCUGAGCAGCCUCAAGGUGAAGGCGCUGAUCCUGGGACCCAUCCACAGGAACCCCGAAAAUGACUUUGCCGGCACCAACCUGCUGCAGAUCGACCCCACGGUCGGCUCCCGGGAGGAGUUCACCCGUCUCUUGGAAGCAGCCAAGAAAAAGAACAUCCACAUCAUCCUCGAUCUCACCCCCAACUACCAAAGUCAGAGCAGCUGGUUUCUGCCCAAUCAGAGUGAAGAAGUGAGCGCGAAGCUGAAGGAAGCCCUGAGCUUUUGGCUGAAGGCCGGGGUGUAUGGUGUCCAGGUCCACAAUGUCCAGAACCUCACGGACGCUUCUUCAUUCCUGUCUCUGUGGAGUAACUUCACUCAUGGCAUCGGUGAGGACAGGGUCUUCAUCGCGGGAACAGAAGCCUCGGAGCUCUCUGCGAUCAUGAGCCUGCUGAACGACACCGACCUGCUGAGCAGCUCGUACCUGGGGAACUUUGGGAAGAGUAUUUCCUCAGGGAAAGAGCUGAAGGAGCUGGUCACUAACUACCUGCACGCUGCUGGGAACACCUGGAGCACCUGGACGGCCUCUCAGUUGAGCCACUUGAGCGCCUAUGUGCCUACCCAGUUCCUGGGCCUUUACCACCUCUUGCUGUUCACGCUACCCGGAACACCCAUCUUCAGUUACGGGGAUGAAAUUGGCUUGCCGGUGCAGUUGCUCCCAGGACAGCCUGCUGAAGCCCCCAUGCUUUGGAAUGAAAAGACACUUGGGUCGUAUGCAUCCAUAACCCCCAACAUGACUGUGCAGGGCCAGGAUGCCCAGCACGGUUCUCUCCUCUCCCUGUUCCGAGACCUGAGCGACAAGCGCGGGAAGGAGCGGUCCUUGCUGCACGGGGACUUCCUGGUCCUGCCCACCCCAGACGAGCUCUUCGCCUACGUGCGGCACUGGGACCAGAACGAGCGGUUCCUCGUCGUGCUCAACCUGGGCCCUGUGAGCCAGCAGGCCCAGCUGAAGGUGCCGGGCAGCGGCCAGAAGCUGGAGCUCCCCGAGAAGGCCACCCUGCUGCUGAGCACCCAGAGGGGCAUCCAGGAGGGCACCACGUUGCCCCUGAGCCAGCUGCCCGUGGCCCCAGGGGAGGGGCUGCUGCUCAAAUUCCCCUACGUGGCAUGAGCUGCGCCGGGAUGCUCUGUCUGUGUCUGACUGUGUGUGUCCACGGGGCUGAGGUUUGGGGGUUUUUUAUUGUGCAAGUUUUCAUGAGAAGAAGUUUGAAACCUUUAGCUGUGUAUUAAAGCGAUAGCCAUGAGCAUUUUCUA
This is a messenger RNA of Sarcophilus harrisii (Tasmanian devil), 1777 nucleotides long. It is a transcript of the gene SLC3A2, whose product is annotated as solute carrier family 3 member 2. Lineage: Eukaryota; Metazoa; Chordata; Mammalia; Dasyuromorphia; Dasyuridae. Gene Ontology annotation, biological process: amino acid transport; carbohydrate metabolic process. The transcript has 9 exons. The record is from RefSeq and is a predicted model, not a curated record. Bases 33 to 1634 code for a protein of 533 amino acids.